UAUUAGAAAAAGCCAUUAACAAAUUAAUGGCGUACAAAAACGUAUCAUUUCAGGAAGCGAAACAGCAAGCAAUGCUGGAACUGGGAUUCGUGGAUAAAAGGUUAAAAUAUAGGGACGCAGAGGAACAAAAUGAUUUCUACGGGAACAAUAAAGACUUCCCUUCUCUUGACAGAUUUAAAAAGAAGAAGAUCAUCGUUGAGAAAUGGGAGGAUCAACCAUGUGAUCUACGUCACCCAUUCUGGAAAUACGUCAAGUCCAGACAGCAACCAAGAAGUGACAGGAAUAGGGGACAAGAAUAUAGGCUGGAUACACAAAAUAGAUACGAGUCCUUGAGCGAAGAGGAAGAUCACGGAAAUUUUCCAACACAAUCAAGGGAGGAAGACAUAGCCUAUGCAGACAAAGUGAAAUCAAACCAGAAGAAUAAUAGAAGAAUCCCAAAUAAGGAAAAGAACAUCAUGAAUGACAAGAGACAGAAACACACAGACUAUGAUAUUGAGCAACUUCUGCAAUGGAUCAAGGAAGAGGAACUAGAGGAUGUGGUUCUGAAGAGACUGGAAAACAGAGGAAGAUACAGCUCUGAACAAAUGGAGAAAAUGUGGGGAAAAGUGGAUUCCAACCUUAAAAGGUUAGAUAGGAAUGUCCAAAGGCAGAUCAGGAGCUACAACUACAGCGAAUUACCCAAGCAUAUAACAGGAGAUAAUUUAGUAGACGAGGAAUUAGAAGAAAUGAGACGAAAAGAAGAGGAGAGGAAAAGAGCUUUCUUGUAUAGGAAUAAGAGACCAGACGCAGGAUACAGAAGACAAAAUUUCAGGGGAACAGAUAAUAAUGAAACAUACCAUAACAAGCAUGAGAAUAAGGACUGGAAUCAACCGAAUAAGGUAGACAAACUAAUGCCAGAAUGGAAAAAAGCGGAAGAACAACCCACAACCAGUAAACCCAAGGAGAGGGAAGACUUCGCCGCAAUGGUUUUUGAAUUACCUGCUCUACCACAAGUACCGGUUGACGACAACUGGGAUUCAGAUGCUCCAAAGGAGGAGCGUGAUCAGGUAAAAACAGUAAAAUCAAUGGCAACAAUAGAAGAGAAAGAAGAGGAGAAAACGGAAUUAGAAGCCUUCAUUCCGAUGGAAGAAGUAGGAGCGAACAUAGAAAUAAUAAAAACAGAAAAAUCGGCAGACUGCAACAGCGUAAGCGAGGUCCCAUCAACCUCGACGGGUAUCACAGUAAAUAACUGUUAGGAGGGGAAGUUGGACUCAUUCAAAUCUCCAGACGGUAAAUCAGAAAGUGAAAUCGAAAUUGAUUGGGAAAAUGAGGAUAAAUUGAAAGAAUCAGAAAAGGAAGAUUUUAUUUUAUAUUAAGUUUAAUCUACAUAGGAAAUCCGACGACAAAGCACAAAACUACACUUCAUAUCCUGAAAGUGGUAGGAGAU
Messenger RNA from Hylaeus volcanicus, 1426 nucleotides. RefSeq lists its product as uncharacterized. The record is from RefSeq and is a predicted model, not a curated record. NCBI's taxonomy places the organism in Eukaryota, Metazoa, Arthropoda, Insecta, Hymenoptera, Colletidae. Bases 27 to 1235 code for a protein of 402 amino acids. The transcript is spliced from 2 exons.